This is a messenger RNA of Planococcus citri (citrus mealybug), 1029 nucleotides long. Its product is annotated as calcium and integrin-binding protein 1-like. Lineage: Eukaryota; Metazoa; Arthropoda; Insecta; Hemiptera; Pseudococcidae. The record is from RefSeq and is a predicted model, not a curated record. The transcript has 5 exons. Gene Ontology annotation, molecular function: calcium ion binding; magnesium ion binding. Bases 196 to 753 code for a protein of 185 amino acids.
AAAAAAUUUUCAUUUAUCACUUUCUAAUCUGCUUAUCUGUCUGAUCCAUUUCUUGCAAAAAUUGAACAAAUUUUCAUCAAUUUAUUUCAAUUUGUAUCAUUAAAUCAUUCGAUGUAAUUAUUAUCAUGAAUUGAAACAUUUGUUAUGUUAAUUUUCCGAAAAUGAAAUUCUGAUUGCAUGUAGAAGUGCGGAAAUAUGGGCCAGAGUCAUAGUCAGUUUACUGACCAAGAACUACAAGACUAUCAAGAUUUAACGUACUUUACGAAGAAGGAAAUCUUACAUGCUCAUCAGAAAUUCAAAGCUUUAGCUCCUGAGAAAGUCGGACACAAUAAAAAUGCCAAGCUACCGAUGAAUAAAAUGUUCCAGUAUCCGGAAUUAGGAGUGAACCCAUUCAAGGAUAGAAUUUGUAAAAUUUUCAGCUCUAGCCACGACGGAGAUUGUACUUUUGAAGAUUUUUUGGACAUGAUGUCAGUAUUCAGUGAAGAUGCUCCUUGCAGCGUGAAAGCCGAGCAUGCAUUUAGAAUAUAUGAUUUUGAUGGGGAUGAUAUGCUUGGAGUGAACGAUUUGCGCCAAGUAAUUGACCGAUUAACUGGUCCGGAGCAAAGCUUAAGCGAGCAAGAUAUGCAGCAUUUGAUUCAAAAUAUUUUAGAUGAAGCUGAUUUGGACGAUGAUGGUGCUUUAUCAUUUGCCGAAUUUGAGCACGUGAUUUCAAAAUCUCCCGAUUUUACGAGCGUUUUCAAAAUGAGAUUAUAAAUGAGUAAGUUUUUGGUUACCGUCGAUCGCAGCGUUUUGCACUCAUCUUCGCAUUUUGGAGUUUCUAUUUACGUAUACUUCACGAUUUUUCCUAUUGUUUCUAAUUGUCUAGUCUCGAAGUAUUAUUCUUCUAAUACUGAUGUACUCGGUGAAAAAAAUCCUAGAUUUUUUAUUUUAUAUAAUAAUUUAUUGAAUAAGUAAUUUACAAUUUAUUUGCUUCUAUUUUUUUACAAAACGAUUGGAAGUUGAUCACAAAAAUACACGAUUAUAAGUAGA